AUGAAGUCAUUCUUGGGGACAGACUUCGAGGUUAAAGACCUCGGAUCAUUGAGAUACUUUCUUAGCAUCGAGGUGUGCAGAUCGAAGAAAGGGGUAUUCAUUUCUCAAUGGAAGUUUGUGUUAGAUUUGUUGGCUGAAACAGGUAGGCUUGGAGCUAAACCUAUUAAUAUUCACAUUGAGCAAAACUAUAGGCUUAAUGAUGUAGAUAGAGACCCAUUAGAUGAUGUGGGAAGAUUUCAAAGAUUGGUUAGGAGACUGAUUUACUUAUCUCUCACGUUCCCGGAUAUUGCCUACGCUAUUAGUAUGAUUAGUCGGUUUCUGCUUACUCCAUGUACACCUCACCUUGAGGCAGCUCAUCAUGUUCUUCGCCACCUCAAGGGUUCACCUGGUAAGGGGAUAUUGUUUGACAGUUAUGGUCACUUGCGUGUUAAAGCCUAUACUGAUGCUGAUUGGACACGGUCUGUGACAAAUCGACGAUCUACUUCAAGAUAUUGCACAUUUGCUGAAGCUUUUGUUUACGACAGAUUGUAUCAGAGCUUGUUUUUUCCUGGUCUAAUGGUAGAUGAUCGUGGUGAUGGCAAUCUUGCUGGCGGUGAAGAUCGACAGGGAGAGACUCUUUCGAGGGCCAAAUUUUAG
Messenger RNA from Cornus florida, 636 nucleotides. RefSeq lists its product as uncharacterized. The record is from RefSeq and is a predicted model, not a curated record. The transcript has 2 exons. The coding region runs from base 1 to 636 and encodes 211 amino acids. Lineage: Eukaryota; Viridiplantae; Streptophyta; Magnoliopsida; Cornales; Cornaceae.